Paramuricea clavata is the source of this 1780-nucleotide messenger RNA. Lineage: Eukaryota; Metazoa; Cnidaria; Anthozoa; Malacalcyonacea; Plexauridae. The record is from the annotation of a GenBank genome assembly.
AUGGCAAUGAAUUGCAAGAAGAUAGCGCAGGCGAUGGAACCGAACACUAUCGUUUUGGUGAUCUGCCCGUUGACCAGCAUUAUAGGAGAUCAAAUAAAGGAAGGAGAAUCGUUGGGUUUGAAGUCUGUCACUCUCGAUGAAUUUCUGAAGGCUAGUGAUCGUGAUACACACCAGGUUGUGUUUGCGUCAGCUGAACAAGUUCUCAGCAAGCCAUUUACCGAAGUUCUUAAAGACCGGUCGUCAAGAUUACACAAUGCGUUGGAAUUGGUAGUUGUUGACGAAUCUCAUACAGUAGAGAUGUGGACAGGGAAAAGGUUUAAAAAAUACGUUUGUACUUGUUACUUUGCUCAAGUAUACGACUGUUUUUAUCAACAUAUGACAUUCAUGUGUAUGUAUUUUUUAAUAGGUGCAAGAAUGCAAAAAGCUUUAGAACAGCCUAUGGUGAUCUAUCGAUUUUGAGAUCAUUAUGCAAGGAAGGUACUUUUACUUGUACCUAAUAUUUAAAAUGAGUAAUAUACGACAUGUUUCACAUUGAUUAAAUCACUUGUAUAUAAACACUUAUAUAUGCACUUUUCUUAAACAACAGGAACACCUGUCUUAGCCUUGACUGGUACAGCAGACAAUCAUACACGAGAGGUUAUCAUGUGUGGCCUUGCAAUCAAUUCGGAUGCUCUAGAAGUAUUUUUAAGUCCAAACAGAACAAAUUUGCGGAUAAAUGUGAUCAAAACUACAAAAAAGGAUGCACUUUCCAAUUUAGAUUGGUUGGUUGAAUUGUGCCGCAGAAAACAAUCUGAAACACCCGAGACUAUAUUGUUUUGCAACACGAUGAAAGAUGUUGCAACUGUGACUAACUAUCUUAUGUUGAAGCUGGGGUCAUUUGCUUACAUUCCACCAACAUCCAGGGAAUCUGAGGAUUGUCUGAUAGGUAUAUAUCAUUCCAUGUCUUGGGACAACUACAAAGACAGAAUUGUUUCUCAACUCAAAAGCAAUGGGAAAGUACGCUUAGUUGUAGCUACCACAGCAUUAAGUAUGGGUGUAAAUUUCCCAGACAUUCGUUACAUUAUCAAUUGGGGUCCAGCACGCAAUUUGUUAGACCACCAUCAAGAAGCAGGGAGAGCUGGUCGUGAUGGAAAACAAUCAGAUAUUGUGGUUAUUUACCAUGGACAACAGUUAACUCACUGUGAGGACGAAGUGAAGUCGUUUGUUAAGUCAACAUCCUGUCUUAGGGUAGCAAGCUACAGUGCAUUUGAUCCAAAUAUUAAACCACUUGAACCAGGUCAUGAUUGCUGCAGUAAUUGUUUGACCUUGUGCAAAUGCAAUAUGGAUGAGUGCAUAGUUGACCCACUUCCAUUUGGUAAUGCACCAACAGAAAUUCCUAAACAGCAGCAAAUUACAAGACCUGUAAGUGAAUAUGACAAGGCUGUGUUAUAUUCUGCACUUUUGGAGUUACGUGAAUCUCAAAGUAUAUCAGGUUCAUGUCCAUUUGACAAAACUUUAAUAUCUCAUGGAUUCUCAGUCGAACUAAUCCAAGAUGUAGUUGAGAGAUGCAAUGAAAUAUUCAGUGUUGAGGAUAUUAUCAGUUCAUUUCCUGUGUUUGCCUUGGUACAUGCUAUAACAAUUUUGGAGGUCUUCCAAGAAAUAUUUGAUGAUAUUCCUAAUUAUGAUGAUAUGCAACUACCCAUAUUGAACACAGACAUUACAGACCAGUUAGUUAAUUAUUGUGGUUACUUUGACAUUCAGACUCUGAUAGUGAUGAACUUGAACUGGAAAUACAAUAGCA